Messenger RNA from Sphenostylis stenocarpa, 1605 nucleotides. Lineage: Eukaryota; Viridiplantae; Streptophyta; Magnoliopsida; Fabales; Fabaceae. The record is from the annotation of a GenBank genome assembly.
AUGGACCCUAAAACGGUGAAAUCCGACCUCGUUCUCAUCCUCGAUUACGGUUCCCAAUACACGCACCUCAUCACGCGCCGCAUCCGUAGUCUCUCCGUGUUCUCUCUCUGCGUCUCCGGCACCUCCUCUCUCGCCACCAUCACCGACCUCAACCCCUCCGUCGUCAUUCUCUCCGGCGGUCCCCACUCCGUACACACCCCGGACUCCCCCUCCUUCCCCGAUGGCUUCCUUCCCUGGGCCCUCUCCCAUGACAUCCCCGUCCUCGGCAUCUGCUACGGCCUCCAGCUCCUCGUCCAGCGCCUUGGCGGCGUUGUCCGCGUUGGACACAAGCAGGAGUACGGACGCAUGGAAAUCUGCGUCGACAAACCCUCCGCGCUCUUCCCCUCCGGCAAAGUUGGUAAACGACAGGUCGUUUGGAUGAGCCAUGGCGACGAGGCCGCCACGCUUCCUGAUGGCUUCCACGUCAUCGCCCGCAGCGACCAGGGCGCCGUCGCCGCCAUUGAAAACCCCUCCGCCAAGCUAUACGGUCUUCAGUAUCAUCCUGAGGUGACGCAUACGGAGGAGGGAAUGGAAACCUUGCGGCAUUUUUUGUUUGAUGUUUGUGGCGUGGAAGCAGGCUGGAACAUGGAGGAUGUGAUGGAGGAGGAGAUAAAGGUGAUUAACGAUUCUGUGGGGCCUGACGAGCAUGUGAUAUGUGCUUUGUCUGGUGGUGUGGAUUCCACUGUUGCUGCAACUCUUGUGCAUAAGGCUAUUGGGGAUAGGCUUCAUUGUGUGUUUGUGGAUAAUGGGCUGCUUAGGUAUAAGGAGAGGGAGCGGGUGAUGGAGACCUUUGAGAAGGAUCUUCAUUUACCGGUUGUGUGUGUUGAUGCCGUGGAUCAGUUUCUUACGAAGCUGAAGGGUGUUACAGAUCCGGAGACUAAGAGGAAGAUUAUUGGAAAGGAGUUUAUUUGUAUUUUUGAUGCGUUUGCUCAGGAGCUUGAAGGAAAGCUGGGGAAGAAGCCUGCUUACUUGGUUCAAGGGACUUUGUAUCCGGAUGUGAUUGAAUCUUGCCCUCCACCAGGGACUGGGAGAACUCAUUCCCAUACCAUUAAGAGUCAUCAUAAUGUUGGAGGUCUUCCAAAGGACAUGAAAUUGAAGCUUAUUGAACCACUUAAGCUUCUGUUCAAGGAUGAGGUUCGUCAAUUAGGGAGGAUCUUGGAUGUUCCUGAGGCCUUUCUCAAACGUCAUCCAUUUCCAGGGCCUGGUCUUGCUGUGAGAGUUUUGGGUGACGUGACUGAAGGAAAUGCUUUAGAUAUUCUCCGACAGGUUGAUGAGAUCUUUAUCCAGUCAAUCAAGGAUGCUGGUCUCUAUGAUUCAAUAUGGCAAGCUUUUGCGGUUUUCUUGCCCGUUCGGUCGGUUGGUGUUCAAGGUGAUCAAAGAACACACUCCCAUGUUGUUGCUCUCAGAGCUGUUACAAGUCAAGAUGGAAUGACCGCUGACUGGUACUACUUUGAGCACAAGUUCCUUGAUGAUGUGUCCCGAAAGAUCUGUAAUGGUAUCCGUGGUGUAAACCGUGUGGUGCAAGACAUUACCUCAAAGCCACCGUCAACAAUUGAAUGGGAAUAA